Molecule: messenger RNA, 1839 nt
Organism: Drosophila teissieri
Lineage: Eukaryota; Metazoa; Arthropoda; Insecta; Diptera; Drosophilidae
Gene: dob
Product: 1-acylglycerol-3-phosphate O-acyltransferase Pnpla3
Exons: 2
Coding region: 178-1536 (452 amino acids)
Biological process (GO): triglyceride catabolic process; lipid homeostasis
Cellular component (GO): lipid droplet; cytoplasm; membrane
Molecular function (GO): triacylglycerol lipase activity
Source: RefSeq, a predicted model, not a curated record
GUCACACUGAUGAGGCCUAGAAUAAGCUCGAAAGAAAACUUGGAAAAAUAGAAUAAAAAACGUCAACAACAAAUCGGAAAAAUCAGGCGAAAAAGAGACAGACAUACCGGAUUAUAUGUCAGUUUUAGCUGAUCACGUGAAGCGCUUAUUUGCCACGAAUAGGUUAUAUUCGCAACGAUGAAGAUCCGAACCAGGAGGAGUCUUUCCUUUUCCGGCUGUGGCUUCUUGGGCAUCUACCAUGUGGGCGUGGCCGUCUGCCUACGUCAACACGCCCCCCAACUGUUGCUGGAGAGGAUUGCCGGCGCAUCCGCCGGUGCCUUGGCCGCCUGCUGUCUGAUCUGUGAUCUCCCGCUUGAAUGCAUGGCUGGGGAUUUCCUGCGAGUUGUCCAGGAGAUACAACGGCAUUCGUUGGGCGCCUUCAGUCCGUGGUUUAAUCUGCCAGAGUGCCUCCUCGAGGGCAUGCGAAGCUGGUUGCCUGAGGAUGCCCAUCUGCUGGCCAGCGGACGCCUCCAUAUAUCCCUCACCCGCGUCAGCGAUCGCCGCAAUGUGGUCAUGUCGGAGUUCAGCUCCCGGCAGGAGCUCCUCCAGGCCCUCAUGUGCUCGUGCUUCAUUCCCGGACUGUCUGGACUGGUGCCUCCGCAGGUUCGAGGAGUUCGCUAUAUGGAUGGGGCCUUUUCCGAUAAUCUGCCGCUGCUGGACGAGCACACCGUCACCGUGAGUCCAUUUUGCGGGGAGAGCGACAUAUGCCCCCGGGAUCAGAACCCCCAUCUGCUCCAGCUGAACAUCAAUUGGGCGAACACUUGCAUUCGCUUGUCCCGAAGGAAUCUGCGUCGCAUGGUGGGAAUCUUGGUGCCGGGCAGAGCGGACUUCAUGGCCAAUUUCUGUCAGCAGGGCUACGAUGAUGCGCUCCAAUUCCUGCGCAGGAAUAGCUUUCUCAAGGAGGGCUUCAGGGUCCAGGAGAAGGGCAUGAUCAGUUGGAUCCACGAGCAGAUGGAGAGGGAGAAGGAGCCGCGUGAGAGCCCAAGGGAUCUUGAGAAGGAGCACAUAAAUCGCAUGACUAUAAACAAGAAGGAUAUGCAGCAUAAGAAGCGAAGGAACCGUAGACAUAAGACUCAAAGACAAAGUCCGCAGAGGACAAAGAAAAACCAGCAGGAAAAGAGCAGGAACGAAAGGAUUGUGAAUAUGAAGAUUAGAAAUCAGGAGAAGAACCACCAAAAAGACGCCACCAACACGGAGAAUCUGGCACCGAUCAAAGAGAAACGUGUGGAAGAAAGGCCUCCAGAGCACGAUCACUAUGCCAGUUCACUCAUGGGCUCCACCUGGUCACUCCUGCGUUGCGUAUUGUUCGCUCCGCCGCUGGCCAGGCACAUGGUCCAAGUGGUCGCCCGCCAUCUCAGCCAGAGUCUCACGCUCUGCGAGCAGCCGCACUUUGAUCUCGCUCUGAUGCAGGCACCGGCCGCCUGUUACGCCUCGAGCACCUCCUGCCCCCCAUCGACGCCACUGGGUGAUAGCGAUAACGACAAAGUCAAGGCCUAACGAGUGUGCGAGGCCAGCCAAAUUGAAUCGGAAGAUCAGGUGGCUGAGGAGUUGGCUGUGGUAGAGGGGACAUCCGGCGGCGUUCAUUAGGCGCCAUUAGCUUUAUCAGCGAUCGUCCAUCGAUCGGUUUCCAAUUGAUUUUUAUGUCUGUUCGCGCAAUUACUUUUAUUCAAUAGACAAACUUUUUCCGCGUUUUGUUUUCUCAAACAUCGUAAUUUUUAAUGUUUUUAUGUACUGACUGCUGUGAACUGAAUAACCAAAAUAAUUGUAAUUAAUAAACUUGAUGUUGAUGUAUUGAUAAAA